AUGGGUUCGAGCGCAGAGCAUGUUAACAUGGAUCAAACAGCUUUGGAAAUUGAUUCUGCAGAGAAGCGUCUCAAUCAGCUUGGAUACAAGCAAGAACUCAGAAGAGAAAUGACUUUUUUCAAGACGCUUGCAAUUACAUUUUCGAGCAUGGCAGUUUUUACCGGGACACCUCUCUAUGGGUCUAGCCUACGCUAUGCAGGACCUGCAAGCUUGAUAUGGGGAUGGGUGGUUGUCACGUUCUUCACUUGGUUUGUUGGAAUUGCCAUGGCUGAGAUCUGCUCUUCUUUCCCUACCACGGGUUCGCUUUACUUUUGGGCAGCUCAUUUGUCUGGACCCAAGUGGGGGCCAUUUGCAUCCUGGUGUUGCGCUUGGCUCGAAGCCAUUGGAGCCAUUUCUGGAAUUGGUGCUCAGGCAUAUUCGGGAGCCCAAGCCCUACAAAUGAUCAUUCUUCUCGCCACGGGAACCAACAAGGGUGGAGGCUACUUUGCUUCAAGAGGUGUUUUCUUGUGUAUGUAUAUGGGUUUCACCAUCAUAUGGGCAGUACUCAACAGCUUCGCUUUACAAGUCGUUGCUUUCCUUGGCAUUAUCUCCAUAUGGUGGCAGAUGAUUGGGGGUUUAGUUGUGAUUGUAAUGCUUCCUUUGGUGGCACAACAAACACAAACCGCUUCUUUUGUGUUCACGCAUUUUGAAACAUCACCUGAGGCAACUGGAAUAAGAAGUAAACCUUACGCGGUAGUUCUAUCUGUGCUGCUAAGCAAUUACUGCCUAUAUGGCUAUGACACCGCAGCUCAUUUAACUGAAGAAACUAAAGGUGCUGAUCGAACCGGCCCUACUGCAAUUCUUUCCAGUAUUGGCAUCAUCUCAGUUUUUGGAGGGGCAUAUUACUUGGCUCUUACUUUCAGUAUCCAGGAUUUUAACUAUUUAUACGAUGAGAACAACGAGACUGCAGGUGCUCUGGUACCGGCACAGAUAAUCUAUGAUGCAUUUCAUGGAAGGUACCAUAAUUCAACUGGGGCCGUAGUUUUUCUAUGUAUCAUCUGGGGAUCCUUCUUCUUCUGUGGGCUCUCAGUGACUACAAGUGCUGCAAGAGUGGUUUACGCUCUAUCAAGAGACAAUGGAAUCCCAUUUUCACCUACCUGGAGAAGAAUUCACCCAAAGUACAAGGUUCCCAUAAAUGCUGUGUGGCUGUGUGCAGCAAUUAGCAUCAUUCUUGGACUACCCAUCCUGAAGCUAGAUGUAAUUUUCACAGCCAUUAUAUCAGUAAGUACAAUUGGCUGGGUUGGAGGCUAUGCUGUACCAAUAUUUGCAAGGCUGGUCAUGGCUGAGAAAAACUUCAAACCAGGACCCUUUUAUUUGGGCCGAGCAAGAAGGCCAAUUUGCUUGGUAGCAUUCUUAUGGAUAUGUUACACUUGUUCAGCCUUCCUAUUGCCAACUCUCUACCCAAUCCAAUGGAAAACUUUCAACUAUGCACCGAUAGCCCUUGGCAUAUGUUUGACUCUGAUAAUGCUUUGGUGGGUGGUUGAUGCUAGAAAAUGGUUCAAGGGACCCGUAAGGAAUAUUGAUUUACAGAAUGGUCAUAGUUAA
Molecule: messenger RNA, 1584 nt
Organism: Dovyalis caffra
Lineage: Eukaryota; Viridiplantae; Streptophyta; Magnoliopsida; Malpighiales; Salicaceae
Source: the annotation of a GenBank genome assembly